Botrytis sinoallii is the source of this 764-nucleotide messenger RNA. RefSeq lists its product as uncharacterized. The coding region runs from base 98 to 478 and encodes 126 amino acids. NCBI's taxonomy places the organism in Eukaryota, Fungi, Ascomycota, Leotiomycetes, Helotiales, Sclerotiniaceae. The transcript is spliced from 3 exons. The record is from RefSeq and is a predicted model, not a curated record.
GAGUAUUUUUACUAUUCAUUGUUCAUCAUAAAUUGAUCGAAUUCCUGGGGAAAUACAACUCUAUCAACGUUAACCUCAGAAAGCGGAUCCCAUCAAUAUGUGCUUUAUUUUCACCUGUGGAGAACAUGAGUUCUCAUCCCAACUUCAGGGAUACGAGAAUGUGUUAUGCCAAUGUCAUAACUGCGGAAAUUACUCUGCGAAAGUCAUUAAGAGACAUCCCUGGUUCACAUUCUGCUUCAUCCCAGUUCUCCCAUUGAGCUUCCAUGCUUACGAAGAUGUUGUCUGCUCUAUCUGCAAUUUCGCACAACCACUUCAAAACCGACCAGAUGUUCAAUCCCAGAUAAAUGGAGGAGGCCAAGUGCCAUUACAGAAUCAACCCCCAGGUGGUGGCGGCGGCGGUGGUGGUGGUCCUGCGAAUCCUGGUUGGGGAGGAGGUCCGCCAGGUGGGAAACCACAACAACCUAUGCAGUACGCAUAACAUACCGCUUGAGAGAGGAGGAUUAGGAGACGGUCGAGGCUAGAGGGAGAGUUCGAGUUGAGGAUAUCUCAAGGCUGUAUCAACAAAUAUGCGAUCCAGGACACUCAGGAAAGAGGAUUGGUUCGGAGGGCGUGGUACGGAGUUUAUUAACGGAAAUCGGAAUUGGUUGAAACUAUCGGUGAUAUCUUGAUUUUGGGCAAGAAUUAAUUGGUCUUAUAUUCCUAGGAAGAAUUAUUAAUGAGAUAGUUAUUUUCUAUGUCCUGAAGUCUCAGGUUCCUAUUGUCGA